GAAAUCAAUACGCGAUGGAAUUCGGCGCAAUUCGUGAGGAUCUGUUGAAACAAGAGACAAAAGAGACACAGGCUAGUGGUGGAGGUUGUGAUCGUGGAUCGUUAAGGAGAGUAAUCGUCGGCGGGCCGGCGAGAGAAGCUGAGCUCAAAGCUGGUACAAACCAGCGGCUAAAAGAGAGACAGAGAGGACGAGAGAGAGUCGCCGUGGAGAAGAUGGACGAUGAUGGAGGCGCAAAAAGAUGCAGAGAAGACACGAUCGGAAUCGGCCGUGCGAAAGCUGUUGGCGGUAAGAGAGGCCCCGUUUGUCGCUGGAUUGCCUUGCCCGUCGCCUGUCAGUUCCCACCGCCCGUUGCAGCCCGUCCAAGGCGCCCGCUUCAAGUUGCGCUCACCGAGGAAGCUGGAGAAGACCCCAAGCUCACGGCGAUUAUCGCGAGUGGACAAGCAGCCAGAGAGGCCGCUGUGUACGAGGAUGCGCUCAACGUGAGAGGCGGAACGAAGCCAGAAAGCGCAGCAAGCCGCGGCAACGAGUCAAAUUUCGCGAGCGCGCGGCGUCGCUGUGUUCCUGGCCGCCAGGGGAUCCCGAGGAGCCGGUGCGGUGCGGAUAUGAUGAUAUCGAGUAUUCCGUGUUGCUUCUAUUUCUUGGGCGAGAAGAGACAAGACGCAGACCCUGCCUGUCGCUGA
Molecule: messenger RNA, 680 nt
Organism: Trichoderma reesei QM6a
Lineage: Eukaryota; Fungi; Ascomycota; Sordariomycetes; Hypocreales; Hypocreaceae
Exons: 1
Source: RefSeq, a predicted model, not a curated record